This is a messenger RNA of Rhizopus microsporus ATCC 52813, 969 nucleotides long. RefSeq lists its product as uncharacterized. Bases 265 to 945 code for a protein of 226 amino acids. The record is from RefSeq and is a predicted model, not a curated record. Gene Ontology annotation, biological process: cytokinin biosynthetic process. Gene Ontology annotation, cellular component: cytosol. The transcript is spliced from 5 exons. Gene Ontology annotation, molecular function: hydrolase activity, hydrolyzing N-glycosyl compounds. Lineage: Eukaryota; Fungi; Mucoromycota; Mucoromycetes; Mucorales; Rhizopodaceae.
GAUUAUAUAUCAAGCACGGCCUUAUUUUAUCUUUUAAAUAAAAGAAGGGACUAUUAGUAAUAUAAGGAAAAGAGGAUAUAUAGUAAUGACAGAGUACUGCCCUUGUUCUUUGCCAUAUUUCCAAGUUGAAGUCAUCAUUGCCCUAUUUUCAAAAAUCUGAAUGUUUCUCUUUUAAACCUCAGUUACAAUUUUCUUCCCGCUUUAAUUUUUUAACCUUUUGAUUCAGUUCCGAAUUACCUUUCUUUUUCUUUUUUCUAUAUCUCUAUGAACAACACACUCCCCAAGCUAACAAAAGCCUCUGACAAGCCAGCGGCUAUCAAGAGUGUAUGUGUCUUUUGUGCAUCCUCUAUGGGUACUGAUCCCAUUUAUGCUCAAGAAGCUGAAAAACUCGGCAAAGCGUUGGCAGAAAACAAUAUAAGACUUGUUUAUGGUGGAGGCUCUGUUGGUCUCAUGGGCACCGUAGCAAAAGCAGUGCUUGAUAAUGGCGGACAAGCUCUUGCUGUAGUACCUGAACCACUCUAUAGACAUGGUAGCAAACAGAUAUGUGAAGCCAUUAUUGUACCUGAUAUGCAUACUCGUAAGCAACGAAUGGCUGAUGAGAGCGACGCAUUUGUUGUUCUUCCAGGUGGUUAUGGAACAAUGGAAGAAAUGUUGGAGAUGAUAACAUGGUCACAAUUGAACAUUCAUGCUAAACCUAUGGUCCUAGUAAAUAUCAAGGACUUCUUUGGUCAUUUCUUAGAUUGGAUCAAGCAUACUAUAGAACAACAAUUCAUUUCACCCAAUAAUAGACAUAUCUUUGUUUCCUGUGAAUCAUCUGAUCAAGUUAUAGACGAAUUGAAGAAUUACAAAGCUCCUGAUUCAAGAUAUGCACUUGAUUGGUCAAAGAGUGGCCACAAUGUUCAUUCUAAAUACUCUACAUUCAAUCCAUGCGAAGCCAAAGAUUAAUAAAAAAAGAAAGAGCAAUCGGAC